Aplysia californica (California sea hare) is the source of this 1271-nucleotide messenger RNA. Its product is annotated as pituitary tumor-transforming gene 1 protein-interacting protein. The transcript is spliced from 6 exons. Lineage: Eukaryota; Metazoa; Mollusca; Gastropoda; Aplysiida; Aplysiidae. The record is from RefSeq and is a predicted model, not a curated record. Gene Ontology annotation, biological process: protein import into nucleus. Bases 595 to 1221 code for a protein of 208 amino acids. Gene Ontology annotation, cellular component: nucleus; cytoplasm.
CUAUCGUUUCUCAUAUCAAUGAUCUGAGGGUGAAAAGAUUAGCAACACGCCUCUUUCCUGUUUUUAUUGGCCUAAAUCUACUGGUUAUUCACCAUAUCAGUGACGUGAUGAACCAACACGUGUAAAUUAAAAUGGAGACUAUCAGCAGCAAUGUGUGCGUGUGUAACUGGACUACCAUUUUUGAAGUAGAAUAAUAAUAUAUCAACAUCCUCGACAUACAGGCAAGCCGUAUCUCUGAUGGUAAUAGCUAAAACGUUAUCUCUGUUUCAGUUCUUGCUGCCCAACCGUAGUACUAAUUAUAGACAGCAAUUAGAAAGCGUUUCCUCAGUACUAGUAUUACUCUGAGUACGGAGAGCGCGUUGUAUUUUUUAAACUUGUGUAGUCACUAGUGGCGUGACCAGCCACCAGUGUGUGGGGAAGGUUCAGAAGAUCAGAUCUUGUUGCUUCUACGCCUGUGCAAUUUCGAAUUCUUUUUGACUCAUGGAAUGACGUUUUUAGUUCCAAUGAAAUUUUAAAAAAUAAAUAAAUUUAAAAAAGGAGGAAGCUGAAUUAUCCACACGACCCAGAGUAUUAUUUAAAAGUAUACAAAGUGCGAUGGGGGCAUUUGGGACAUCAACGUCUGUGUGUAUUUUAUUGCUGUCGCUCUUCGUAGCUCAAAGUGUGGGACUCACUAACACGACAACAAAACCAACAAACAGCACACCAUCAACAACCGGAUCAACACAAACAACAGCUCCCGCCUCGUCCAGCCCAUCGGCUCAAACGUCAACGCCCGUUACGACUACUGCAAGCACAACGCCUGAGACUCCUGCACAGGAAUGCGCAAAACACAACGGCUCUUGCGAUGACUGCGUCAGUGAUUCAAAGUGCAUGUACUGCUACACCGACAACAGCUGUCAGCUGUACCCCACGGGCAAAGUCCUUCCUCCCUCGGACAUGUGUGCGCUGGACGAAGCGAGAUGGGGAGUGUGCUGGUUGAACUUUGAAGCUUUGAUCAUCGCUAUGAGUGUAAUUGGAGGUAUAAUCAUCAUUGGCAUAACUACCAUAUGUAUUUGCUGCUGCUGUUGCCGAGGAAGGAAGAAGAAAAGAUAUCAGAAAGAAGACGACAAGUAUGAACAACAGAAGAUGGAAAGGAAGAUGAGACAAGAUGAAAGAAGAACCGAAAGAAAGGGCAAGUUGGACGAGAUCAGGAGAAAGUAUGGUCUUGUGAAGGAUCCUUAACUGAAACAGCUUCGAUUAUUGCGCCUUUUUUUUGGGGGGGGGGGGGGGGG